Saccostrea cuccullata (small rock oyster) is the source of this 1689-nucleotide messenger RNA. RefSeq lists its product as uncharacterized. NCBI's taxonomy places the organism in Eukaryota, Metazoa, Mollusca, Bivalvia, Ostreida, Ostreidae. Bases 1 to 1689 code for a protein of 562 amino acids. The transcript has a single exon. The record is from RefSeq and is a predicted model, not a curated record. Gene Ontology annotation, molecular function: zinc ion binding.
AUGGCAACAUCCCAUGAUCCCUUGAUCAGAGCACAAGAUGUCAAACGCUGUCGACUAUGUCCACAAAAACAUAGAAAGUCUUUAGCAGAAAUUACAUGUAGAAACUGUGAAGUAAAUCUCUGUAAGGAUUGCGUAAAUACACAUUUAAAAUCCAACCCUGACAUUAUUCAUGAAGUUGUCACUCUCAAAUAUCAAAACUCAGAAUUCAAUAUACCUAAAUGCAGAUUCCAUGAGGAACAAGAUGGUGAAGAGUUUUGUUUGGCGUGCAAGUUUCCCGUUUGCCGUGCAUGUUUAACUUCUGGUUCACAUCAAAAUCAUCCUUAUGAGCGAAGUUCUAAACUUUUAGCAUCGAAUCGAAAUCUGAUUGAAAAAGACAAUAAUGAACUUGUAACGGAUAUUGUACCUAUGUAUGAAUCAAUUCUUUCUGACGUAGAAACCAUGCUAAAAGAAGUUAAGCAAAAGCAUGCCGCCAGACGUCAUUCUAUUGAAAACUUGGGUACACAUUUCAGCAAGCUUGUAGACAGUGUCAUCAAAAGAUAUGCACAAGAAACAAAAAAGAAUGAAGAGACAGAUACUCGAACUUUGGUGGCCUUCAAAACUGAAAUUCAGAAAAGGCUGUCUUUAAUUCAGUCAGCUAUUAAAACAAACGAUUCAACUUUAGUUUCUAAAGAUUCAUCAAAACUUAUUCACUACUUUUCACAAAACGAAUACUUCAAAAGUGUUCCAACAAUGUAUGAACUAAAAGUAACCAAAUUCAAUCCAGUUGAGCUCACAGAACAGGAAAUUUGUCAAAUGAUUGAUGUCAUUUCAGAGACAAUUAAAAAAACAAUACCAAUGCGCGUUUUAAAAAAUGGUAAUCUUAUGCCACGCCGAAGGUUUAUUGAUGAACCAACUGUCAUAAAAAAUAUAAAGUCUGGUUAUAAUACAAUUGACAGAGUAAACUGUAUUCCAAAUACAAACGAGUUCUAUAUCAUGUGUGACAGUGUAAUCAUCAAACAUAUGAACACAAAAAUGGAGGUGUUAAAUGAGAUCAAAUCCGAGGCAGAAUCAACUCUAUAUGAUAUGACAGUAACCAGAGAGGGUCAUAUCUUGUGCACAGAAAGUCGGUCUAACCGUAUAAAUAUUAUGACGGAAGGAAGGAUACAAUGUCUUUUUGCACUUCAGGAAUGGGUACCAUUGGGCAUAUGCUCCACUUCCACAAAUGGAUUACUUGUUUCCAUGAAAUGUAAGAAAAAUAAUCCGGAAAUAAGUAAAGUAGUUCGUUAUUAUGGUUCUGCAGCUACUCAAGAAAUUCGCUACGAUAAUGAAAGAAAAGACCUUUACAUCAAUCCAGUCUAUAUAGAAGAAAACAGAAACCUUGAUAUUAUAGUGAGUGAUUCUGAUGAAAAGAAAGUGGUAGUUGUAGAUAAAGAUGGACAAUUUAGAUUUAGCUAUGAUGGAAACCUCCAAUCAAAGAGGUACACAACAUUUACUCCACGUGGUUUAACUACAAACAGCCUCUGUCAUAUCUUGAUUUUUGACCGUUAUAAUCAUGUUAUACAUGUCAUUGAUAAAGAAGGAGAAUUCCUAUUCUACAUUGCAAACUGUGAUUUAAAAGCUCCGUCUGAUCUCAGCACAGACAGUGAUGAUAAUUUAUUCGUUGCUGAAUGUAUGUCUGGGACACUCAAGAUAAUAAAACUGUUCGAAUGA